This is a messenger RNA of Triticum turgidum subsp. durum (durum wheat), 660 nucleotides long. The record is from the annotation of a GenBank genome assembly. NCBI's taxonomy places the organism in Eukaryota, Viridiplantae, Streptophyta, Magnoliopsida, Poales, Poaceae.
AUGAUGGCGUCUUUCUCGGCGCUGUGCGCUCUUGUCAUACUCCUCGCCGCGGCCGGCUCCGUCUCCAUCGCAUCCGCCUCCGUCGCCGACGCAGGUAGCUUGUCUCUCAAUUCUUCGCUGCUCGCAUCGGCGGCUCCUCCGCCAAGCUCCGUCCUUCCCCGCAAGGUGCUCCGCCCUGCAGGUAAUUCGCAUCGAUAUUCCAUGCAAAGAAAAAGCAUCCCUCUUCUUCGCGCGAGUUUCAAUUAUGCCUCGCUCAGCACUGUCUCUUUUCUGCAUGCAGGCGUGGGCGCCAACGUGCCGCACCGCGUGAGCCUAGGCUGCGCCGGCGCGGACGACAUCGCCAUCGAGCAGGGCCCGGGGACGACGCUGCCCAGCGGGAUCCCGUCCUACACGGUGGAAAUAAUCAACCGGUGCUCCGGCGCAGGCCGCGCCGCCUGCGCCAUCUCUGGCAUCCGCGUGCGCUGCGGCUGGUUCAGCUCCGUCACCCUCGUCGACCCCAGCAAGUUCCGCCGGGUGGCGCCCAACGACUGCCUCGUCAACGACGGCAAGCCGCUCUUGGCUGACGACACCAUCUCGUUCGAGUACGCCAACUCGUUCGAAUACAAGCUCUCCGUCGCCAAGGCCACCUGCGUCCACCCGCCCGCCGACACCUCCGACUAG